UUCAGUUUUUUCACACAAAGUUCCUGCAGGCAAGAAGCAAAAAGGAUGGUUACUACCCGAUCCAAAAGUCGUUCACUGGCAGCUGACCCUGCGCCUGCGCCUGCUGCGGCGGUCCUGCGCAAAAAACACAGGGGCCGUUGCCCGAUCAAGCCCAUCACUACGUCCUCGUCUGCUACCACGCUGGUUGCCUCAUCCGGCGCACCGACAUCAGCCGGGAGCCACAGCUCGUCCAGCGGAACUGCCACACCAGCCUCGCCACAGGAGUUAGUUGCUGUCAGCGAUGACGACAGUGACUUUGUCAGUGAGAGCUCCGAUGAUUCUGGCAGCGACGAGAGCGACUUCCAGGAACCACCAACCCGGCGUCGGAAGACUGCGGGGCCAGAGAGCACCACUGAAGCUGAGCUUGAAGAUCAGCUUGCUGAAGCCAUAGAAGCAAGGGCUGCCCUCUAUGACGAGCUGGAGGAACUGCUGCGCAAUGAGCGAGCGACCAACCUCCAGUUAAAUGUGCUUGGGCAGGGGUUUGGUGAAUCGGAUGAGCAGACGGACACUGAUGGGGAUAGCGUAGGGGAGUCGGAGGAACGGCAAGACACUGCUGUCAAGGACCAGACCGAGCAGAGGGGCAGGCUGGAACAGCAGCACGAAAAGGCGAAGAGAGAAUAUGCAUCCAGAAGAGGCGAGCUUGCCGAGACUAUUUCGUCACUGACUCGCCGCGUCCAGGAGCUGACAUCUGCUCUUCGGCCGGCACGAGCAUCAGCUUCUAGCAGAUCCAAGGCGUCUCGCGCCAGGGCUCGGAAACGGCCAAAGGUCAAGGAAGAAGACCCUCCUAUCGAUGCUCCUCCCGAAGGAGACCUGGACUACUUUCACCGCCCAGAGCUGUUCCUCCACCACCCGCAACUGAAAUCCGCAUGGAAGUCGCUGCCUGGACCACCCGAGAUGCAGAUGGUCGAGCAGCCGCCCAACCUCAAGAUCCGGCUGCUGCCGUUCCAACGCGAGGGCGUGUGGUGGAUGGCACGGCAGGAGGGCACCCAGUUCCGCGGUGGGGUGCUGGCUGACGAGAUGGGCAUGGGCAAGACACUGCAGACCAUCGGCUUGAUGCUGGUCAAUCGUGGAAAGCCGACGCUGGUAAUCUGUCCGACAGUAGCGCUGAUGCAGUGGAAGUCUGAGAUCGAGGCGGCUACCGACGACCUGUCGGUGUUCAUGUACUAUGGCACAGACCGCCAGAAGCUUGCUGACGAGAACGGGGAUCUCAACCCGAGCGAGCUGGUGAAAUACGACGUUGUGCUUACCACUUAUGCGGUGGUCGAAUCGUCGUUUCGGCGCGAGCGCUAUGGAUUCCGCCGCCAUGGCAACCUGCUGCAUGAAGACUCGGUGCUGCACAAAGUCGACUGGCACCGGAUCGUGCUUGAUGAGGCACACAAUAUCAAGGACCGGUCCAGCAAUUCUGCUCGUGCAGCGUUCGAGCUGAAAGCCAAGUAUACGUGGUCGCUGACUGGCACCCCUCUUCAUAACCGUGUGGGCGAACUAUACUCCUUGAUCCGGAUGACCCGCUGCAGUCCCUUUGCAAUGUACUUCAACUACAAGAGCGAUUGCACGUCGCUCUCGUGGCCAUUCCACAAGAGCAAGACCUGCAGCCAGUGCUCACACACAUACAUGUCGCACUUUUGCUACUGGAACUACCACAUCAUGAACCCGAUUCAGAAGAACCCAAUCAAUAGCGACAAGAGCCGUAUGGCGUUCACCAAGCUGAACAAGCUGCUCGACAAUGUCAUGCUGCGGCGCACCAAGGUCGAGCGCGCAAAGGACAUGGGGCUACCGCCGCGUAUUAUCCAGACGCGCCGCGACAAAUUCAGCCCCGAGGAGGAGGACUUUUAUGUGUCAUUGUUUUCCGACUACCAGCGCGAGUUCACCACAUAUGCAGAGCACGGCACAGUGCUGAACAACUACGCCAAUAUCUUCGAGCUCAUCACACGCAUGCGACUGGCUGCCAACCAUCCGGACCUGCUGCGCUUAAAGGUCGACGCCAAAAACAAGACUGGCGCUGCCAGCGACGAUACAUUUGUGUGCACCAUUUGCCAGGAAGAAGCCGAGGACCCAAUUCUGUCAAAGUGCAAGCACAUUUUCUGCCGCGUUGAUGCACAGCACUAUGUUGAGGGAGCUGAUGUCGGCACAAAGCUACGCUGUCCAUCCUGCUACCAGCUGUUUGAGAUCGAUUUGGAGCAACCCGAGCUGACAAAUGCAGUGAGCCAGCGCAGUUCCGCUGGCUAUGGCACCUCGCUGAUGGACUCGAUGGUGAGCACGCCCAAGACCAUGGUCUACCGCCGGUCUAUUGUCAACCGAAUUGACAUGAACAACUGGCGGUCUUCGACCAAGAUCGAGGCGCUAGUGGAGGAGCUGUCGCGGCACCGGCAGGCGAACACAAACAUCAAGAGCCUGGUGUUCUCGCAGUUUGUAAACUUCCUUGACCUGAUCCAGUGGCGGCUCAACCGGGCGGGGUUCAGUGUGUGCCGACUCGACGGUCGCAUGUCACCGGUGCAGCGGGACGCUGUCAUCAAGACAUUCAUGACGCGGCCCGAAUACACAGUGUUUCUGGUCAGUCUGAAGGCGGGCGGCGUGGCGCUGAACCUGACCGAGGCUAGCCACGUGUAUCUGGCCGACUGCUGGUGGAAUCCGGCAGUCGAGGUGCAGGCCAUGGACCGCAUCCAUCGCAUGGGCCAGUUCCGCCCGAUCAAGGUGACGCGGAUCAUCAUCGAGAACUCGAUCGAGUCGCGCAUCAUCCAGCUGCAGAAGAAGAAGCAGUGGCUGGCUGACUCAACCAUCGGCCGCGACAGCAAGGCGCUCGAGCACCUGUCGUCGCAAGACAUGCAGUUCCUAUUUUCUAGCUAAUCCUGCUCCCGACUUGUUUCGGCGCAUUCGCAAAUUCUCCAUUUACUCUGUCUUGUCGUCCAUGGCCAAUUCCAGGUUUAUUAAGC
Molecule: messenger RNA, 2969 nt
Organism: Linderina pennispora
Lineage: Eukaryota; Fungi; Kickxellomycota; Kickxellomycetes; Kickxellales; Kickxellaceae
Exons: 1
Coding region: 46-2883 (945 amino acids)
Molecular function (GO): metal ion binding; ATP-dependent chromatin remodeler activity; ATP binding
Source: RefSeq, a predicted model, not a curated record